This is a messenger RNA of Danio aesculapii, 4144 nucleotides long. It is a transcript of the gene lzts3b, whose product is annotated as leucine zipper, putative tumor suppressor family member 3b. The record is from RefSeq and is a predicted model, not a curated record. The coding region runs from base 1 to 1290 and encodes 429 amino acids. NCBI's taxonomy places the organism in Eukaryota, Metazoa, Chordata, Actinopteri, Cypriniformes, Danionidae. The transcript has 6 exons. Gene Ontology annotation, biological process: regulation of dendritic spine morphogenesis. Gene Ontology annotation, cellular component: dendritic spine.
AUGGAGGAGGCCUGUGACCAGAUGGAGCCCAGCGCAACUGUGCAGCCCUCGCCCUCCACCGACGACAUCAUCCAGGACUUGGAGGACCGACUGUGGGAGAAGGAGCAGGAGGUGAUCCACAUGCGGCGUAACCUGGACCAGAGCGAGGCGGCCAUCGCUCAGGUGUUCGAGGAGAAGCAGCGUGUGUGGGAGCGGGAGAUGGACGACCUACGGCAGAACUACGCCGGCCGGCUCCAGCAGGUCACGCACCGGGCUCAGCGCACACAGCAGGCCCUGCAGACACACAUCGCACGCCUGCAGCAGGACAAGAGCCGCCUGCAGGAGGAGAUCAGCGCACUGCUGGCCCAGAGAGAAGAGCUGGAGCUUAAGUGUCUGGACUACCGCAAGGAGCAGGCCGACAUACUGCCCCGGCUGGAGGAGACCAAGUGGGAGCUGUGCCAGAAAGCGGGUGAGAUCUCUUUACUGAAGCAGCAGCUCCGCGAGAGCCAGAAUGAGGUGACGCAGCGGGCCGGAGAGACGGUGGCUCUCAGGGGUCAAAUGAAGGAUCUGAACGCCCAGCUAAAGGAGCGCGAGGACACCAUGAUCGGCCUAAAGGACUCGUACAACAGCAAGAGCCGAGAGCUGGAGAGAUGCGAAGGAGAGCUGAAAAGAACGCUGGCGGAGGUGUCGAUGCUACGUGAUAAGCUGGUGGUGUUCGAGUCUGAGGUUGUGGGUCUGAAACGGGCUCUGAAUGAGCUGAGCUGCAGAAGUGAUCACACGGCGGUUCUGAGCUCUAUCAGCGGCUGCAGCAGUUUACCAUGGGCAGGACUACACUCGCCCAGAACCCCUGAACCCUUAUCCGCGCUCGGCUCAACCGUGGAAACCUUCCUCAGCCUGCAGAGUGAUGAAGCCAAAGCGCAGCGGCAGGAGGCGGGAGAGCUGCGGCGUCAGCUGGAGCGGCUGCAGGGAGAGCUUCACCUGGAGAAGCAGCAGAGAGAGAGGCAGGCGAUCACCUUUGCGCAGGAGAGACACACCUGGCAGGAUGAGAAGGAGCGCGUGCUGAAAUAUCAGGCGCAGCUGCAGCUCAGUUAUGUAGAGACGCUGCAGAGAAACCAGGCGCUGGAAGAACGCGUCGGACAGCUUGGAGCCAAAAUGGCACCCGGAUCACCGCCACCCAUCAGCCUUUCCAUCCCCGUCCCAGUGACCGUCACUUUGUCGCAAGAUGAGCUGAAACCGCCCGUCCUGCAUCAGCUGGCGCCUCCGUGGCCGGGCCCGUCCCGCUUGGAGAGGAUCGAGUCCACUGAGAUUUAGACUUUGUUAAAGACAAUCGACGUCUGUUCAGCAGAGACGCUUCUGUUUCUGAAGACCUGAAGAGGAAAGAGAAAUACACACUGAGUUUUUUCAUCCGGUUUCUAGUCCAAAUAUCGAAGUAUACUGAAAUCAAGAAGCAGUUUCUGGACAAGUAAAAAAAUAUAGUCUUGUUUUCAGAAAUAAAACUAAAUAAAUUGUGAGAUAAUGUUGUUUUCAGUUUUAAUUUAGUUUAUUUUACUUACUCCAUAAUUCAUUUGCUGUAAGGACAAACUCGCCUAAUUUUGACUCAUUAUUUCUGAAAACAAAACAAUAUUUAUUGCUUGUCUUGAAAAUGCUUCUUGAUUUAAGAAUAUUUAGAUAUUUGCACUAGAAACCAGACAAAAACUCUUAAGUAUGAAAAGCUUUUUUAACAGUGCAGUUUCUGAAAGAAAUGCACAUUUGCUUUGACGUCACACUAUAAAAAUAUCCGUAAAUUAGCAAUUUUCAGUAUUUUGUGAUCCAUGUUUUUAUUUUUCCUUGUUUAUUUCUGCUUUUUAAUUGCAUUAUGGGAUCUCGAUCAUUCUUCCAACAACUUUUAACCUUGAAAAGGAACUUUCAUUGCCAUUUGUAAUAGUCUGCACUGCUAUAUUGUCUGGGUUGCUGUUGUAUAUUACGCUACAGAAACCUUAUAAUAAACUGCAGCACAUAUUAUACAGACUUAUUUCUCUUGAUAUUAUUUCUUAUAUUAUUUUAAACCACUAAAAUGUCAAUAAAAGUCACUUUGUUAAACUGUAGAGUUGAAUUAUCAACAUCAGAAGUGGACAGAGCAGAGAUCAACAUCCCAUAAUGCAAUUCACCACCGCAGAUGAACACAAAAUACUAAAACUGUUGAUUAACAGAUAUUGUUUACAGUGCAGUGUUAAAGGUCAGUGACCUUUUGACCUCAGUGUUAUGAUUGAAAAAUCCCAUAAGCUGCAUUUAUUUAAUCAGAAAUACAGUGAAUGCUGAUUUGUUUGGUGAAUAGGGAUACAAAUAAUAAAUUUACUGUCACAUUUAUCAACAUAAUAUGUCUUUACUAAAUACAGAUACUGUAUUAAAAUGUAAUGUUUAAAUAAAAAAAUGAAGCAGCUUUUUUAACAUUGAUAAUCAGACAUGUAAUAUUUCACAGUUUUCACUGUAUUCUGAUCAAGCACAUGCAGCCUUAAACAUUAAACAAAUAAUACUGUAUUUGAAGAAAUAAUAUGGGAUGUUGUGUGAUGUUUCAGGGAUGGCCUGCAGUGUCUAUGCAGGACCACCAGGGGUCACCAGACGCAAACAGAGGGCUCCUAUCUGCGGAUAGAAAUACUUGAAAACAAAAAAAGAGAGAAGUUGUUUUUGUCUCGGUUCAUUUAUUUUGGCAAAACAGACUGAAGCGAACUUUGUUCCCGGAUGGUUCUGGACUGAGAGUUGCUGCUAUGUUCUGAUCACGUGACGUCGCAGUGUAUUGUAGGUAGACAGACAGGCUGUGUGAAUAUGAUGGUUAUUUAUGUGAAAUUGUUAUUUCCAGUAUACCAACAUAUUGCGUGUGAAUAUUUUGAAAAGAUGAACAAAUUAUUUGACCGUUCUGAUUAUUGUCAAUUAAUAAAGCCGAUAUUUCAGCUUUGUUUUUGUUAUUUUACUGUAACAUGACAGAGUUGAAGGCUAAAUUAUUCAGCUGUGAAAUUUCCAAAUAUUUCCCAGGUGAUGUUUAACAGAGCAAGGAACAUUGCACAGUAUUUCCCUUUAUAUUUUUAACAUCUUUUUGUUUUAGUUUGGUUGAAAUAAAAGCAAUUUUUAUGGAGUCAAUCUUGGGCCAUAUAUACUUGCAAGAUAAAAGAAAGUUUUGCAAACAAAAAAUAAAGUAUUGAGCAAAAAUAAAUAAAUGCAAAUCUCCAAAAAUCACAAAGCAAACAUUAAUUUGAGAAGAAAAAAAAAAGUUUUGCUAACAAAAAUAAAAAACUACAAAGGGAAAAUUAAGUUGAGAAAUAAAAAUUAAAUUUACAAACAAAUAAAAAUCAAGCAGUGCAAAAAAAAAAAAAGAAACUAAAUCAUUUGCAUAUAUUCAAUUGUGAGUUUGCGAGUGUCGUUUUCACUUUGCACUUCACAUUUCUGUGCGUUUCACUUUGUGGCCCUGAUUUGACAAGGGGGCGGAGUCAAGAGGACUUGUGCAUUCAUGUCAGGCUGUGAACUGCAAAGUAUAAACAACAUCUCAAACUCACGGAGAAGCAAAUCAAAAUGAGAAUUGCGAUUGACUGGACGGGUUUUGUAAAGGCAAUGCAUAUAUAGUUUUUCUUUAAUUGCAAAUAUUUUAGGUUUUUUGCACAGCUUUUUGCUGUCAUCAUAGCAAAGACAAAAGUAUUUAGAAAUUAAUAAUUAAAACCUUUAUGUUUAGAAACAAAAUAAUCUUUUCUACGCUAAAAACAGCACUUGGGAAAUAUUUGAAAACCAUUGUAGGAAAAUGUUUGCCUUCAACUCUAUGUACUACUUUUCACCUAUGAAAUGGUUCAAAUGCAUCGAGUUUCCGAACCAUAUUUCCUUUUGAUGUAGUUCUGAUGUAAUUAUUUGAUUUGAUGAUGUAAUUUAUUGAUUUAGAGAUCAAAUGCUAUGUUUUUAUACUUCUAUUGUUUGUAUUUAUGUUACUGUAAUGACUUGCGUAAAAGCAUAUCCAAUCAAAGACUCAUUAAAUGAUAAAGACACCAAUCAACAUGCAUCAUCUUUAAAUAGAUAUAUAUUUGUUUUUUGGAGAAAAACCCAUUUACUGGCAGAUAAACAAAUGAUACACUGUAAACAAUAUCUGUUAAUGAACUGUAUUUAGUGAUCCACAUGUGCUUUCAGUUUAUUUGCAGUUGUGAAUUGC